Molecule: messenger RNA, 749 nt
Organism: Trematosphaeria pertusa
Lineage: Eukaryota; Fungi; Ascomycota; Dothideomycetes; Pleosporales; Trematosphaeriaceae
Exons: 2
Coding region: 280-699 (139 amino acids)
Source: RefSeq, a predicted model, not a curated record
GCUCCGCGAUGGAUCCUGCGAAGGUCCGAUCCAGGGCUGAUGUUGCUCGUCUAGGUUGCUAGAGUUGCACUAGGGACUGAGCACUUUGGGGUUCGAGGUAUUCUGAUUUGGAUGAUGGCGAGUUUAGAUGGAUGGCGGGAGAUGUAUAAAGGGUUUCAUAUCCCAUACGAAACUCCAUUAUCAUCACCAUUACCGCGCGUACAGCAAACAGUCCCGACAACUUCGACACUCCCAAAUCAAAUCAAACUUCUUCCUUCCAUCACCCUCUACUCAAAUACCAUGCGCAACGCACUCACCGCCCUCCUCCUCACCGCGCCGGCCGUCCUGUCCCUGCCUAAGCCUUUUCCCGCUGCAACCCCACGAAACUAUGGCUCCUGGGACAUCAGCACGACGUACAUGAACGUCCCCAGUAGCGCUUUCUGGCGCAACGUAACCGCCGUCUACACCAACAGCGAAGAGAGCCUGCAUCUUAUCACGGAAUGCAAGCAGCAAGGCGGGCCAGGCAAUGAAGAGAUCAAUGAGUGCGACAAUGCGGACUUCAAGUGGACAUUGGAGGGGGACGCCGAUAUUCAAGUGAGCCAGAAGGUGCAGUUCAGUGACGGGGUAAAGGAUUUGGUUGGAGCUGGGACUUUGGAUGUCACCUGUGCUACGCAGCGGGCGUGCUGGGGGAGCGGGACCGUGAAGGCUUAUCCGGCGUAGUCGGGGUUCUUUGUGGUGGUCUUGAGCGAGCAAGAAGAGAGUCCUUCGCA